AUGAUAAUUCUCCGUAUUUAGACCAUCUAAUAUAAUCUAACAAUUAUUGACUAUUGCAAUCAAAAAUUAUAAUUUAGUUUGAAGAUUGGUCAUAUUUUGAUCAAAGUAUAAAAGAUUUCUGAAAAGGAUGGAUAGUCUAAUAGUCAAUAAAGAGAUUAUUCAUGA
Messenger RNA from Paramecium octaurelia, 165 nucleotides. Lineage: Eukaryota; Ciliophora; Oligohymenophorea; Peniculida; Parameciidae. The record is from the annotation of a GenBank genome assembly.